Pezoporus flaviventris is the source of this 2382-nucleotide messenger RNA. It is a transcript of the gene MID2, whose product is annotated as midline 2. The coding region runs from base 155 to 2218 and encodes 687 amino acids. Gene Ontology annotation, molecular function: zinc ion binding; protein binding. The record is from RefSeq and is a predicted model, not a curated record. NCBI's taxonomy places the organism in Eukaryota, Metazoa, Chordata, Aves, Psittaciformes, Psittacidae. The transcript has 10 exons.
CCCCCCCCCCCCCGGCGCUCCACUGCCGCUGCCGCCGCCGUCUCCUGCGUGCCUCCAAGAUGCCCGGGCAGCGGCGGGGAUGCUGCCGCAGCCCGUUGGUACCAGCCCACCUUCCCUGGUUUUUGAUGCUGAACCUGGAUCGUUUUAACUAAAGAUGGAAACACUGGAGUCAGAAUUGACCUGCCCAAUCUGCCUGGAAUUGUUUGAGGACCCCCUCUUGCUGCCGUGCGCCCACAGCCUCUGCUUCAGCUGCGCCCACCGCAUCUUGGUGUCCAGCUGCUCUUCCAGUGAGUCCAUCGAGCCCCUCUCUGCCUUCCAGUGCCCCACGUGCCGCUAUGUCAUCUCCCUCAACCACCGGGGCCUGGAGGGCCUCAAGAGGAAUGUGACCCUGCAGAACAUCAUUGACCGCUUCCAGAAGGCAUCCCUGAGCGGGCCCAACUCCCCCAGCGAGAGCCGCCGUGAGCGGACGUACCACAACAGCCCAACCAUGUCGGUGGCUGGCGAGAGGAUCGCCUGCCAGUUCUGCGAGCAGGACCCGCCACGGGACGCGGUGAAGACCUGCAUCACCUGCGAGGUGUCCUACUGCGACCGCUGCCUGCGCGCCACGCACCCCAACAAGAAGCCCUUCACCAGCCACCGGCUGGUGGAGCCCGUGGCCGAUGCCCACUUCCGAGGGCUCACGUGCCUAGAGCACGAGAAUGAGAAGGUGAACAUGUACUGUGUCGCUGACGACCAGCUCAUCUGUGCCUUAUGCAAACUGGUGGGACGCCACCGGGACCACCAAGUGGCAUCCCUCAGCGAUCGCUUCGAGAAGCUGAAGCAAACACUGGAGACGAAUCUCACCAACCUGGUGAAGCGCAACAGCGAACUGGAGAACCAGAUGGCCAAGCUCAUACAGAUCUGCCAGCAAGUGGAGGUUAACACAGCCAUGCAUGAGGCCAAGCUGAUGGAGGAGUGUGACGAGCUCAUGGAGAUCAUCCGCCAGCGCAAGCAGGUCAUCGCUGUCAAGAUCAAGGAGACGAAGGUGAUGAAGCUGCGGAAGCUGGCUCAGCAGGUCGCCAACUGUCGGCAGUGCCUGGAGCGCUCCACGGUCCUCAUCAACCAGGCAGAGCACAUCCUGAAGGAGAACGACCACGCGCGGUUCCUGCAGACAGCCAGGAACGUGGCUGAGAGGGUCGCCAUGGCAACCGCCUCCUCCCAAGUUCUGAUACCAGAUAUCAAUUUUAAUGAUGCCUUUGAAAACUUUGCUUUGGAUUUUUCCAGAGAGAAGAAGCUGCUGGAGGGGCUGGAUUACCUGACGGCACCGAACCCGCCGUCAGUGCGGGAGGAGCUCUGCACAGCCUCCCACGACACCAUCACUGUGCACUGGAUGUCCGAGGAUGAGUUCAGCGUCAGCUCCUACGAGCUGCAGUACACCAUCUUCACCGGGCAGGCCAACUUCAUCAGUCUCUACAACUCCAUGGACAGCUGGAUGAUUGUCCCCAACAUCAAGCAGAACCACUACACGGUCCACGGGCUCCAGAGCGGCACCCGCUACAUCUUCCUCGUCAAGGCCAUCAACCAGGCGGGCAGCCGGAACAGCGAACCUGCCCGGCUCAAGACCAACAGUCAGCCUUUCAAGCUGGACCCCAAGAUGGCCCACAAGAAGUUGAAGAUCUCCAAUGAUGGGCUGCAGAUGGAGAAGGAUGAGAGCUCCUUGAAGAAGAGCCACACGCCCGAGAGGUUCAGCGGGACAGGAUGCUAUGGAGCAGUGGGAAACAUCUUCAUUGACAGCGGCUGUCACUACUGGGAGGUGGUGGUGGGAUCCUCAACCUGGUAUGCCAUAGGCGUGGCAUACAAGUCAGCCCCCAGGAACGAGUGGAUCGGGAAGAACUCUUCGUCGUGGGUCUUCUCCCGCUGCAACAACAACUUUGUGGUGAGGCACAAUAACAAGGAGAUGCUGGUGGAGGUGCACCCGCAGAUGAAGCGCCUCGGCGUCCUCCUGGAUUACGACAACAACGCGCUCUCCUUCUAUGACCCGGCCAACUCCCUGCACCUCCACACGUUCGAAGUCUCCUUCAUCCUGCCUGUGUGCCCGACCUUCACCAUCUGGAACAAGUCCCUGAUGAUUCUCUCGGGUCUGCCCUCCCCGGACUUCAUCGAUUACCCAGAGCAGCAGGAGUGUAACUGCAGGCCCCAGGAGUCCCCAUAUGUAUCGGGAAUGAAAGCCUGUCACUAGCCUGCCCUGCCCUGCCCACAGCGCUGGCAGUGCUGGUGAUGCCGGUGGUCAGAUCCUGCUCCCACAGGCCAGUGCCUCCCACACGCAGCUCGAUGAAUUCUUUUUAAGGGGAAAGAGGAAGAACCACUGCCCACAACAAACCAAACUGCUCAUGGUGAGCUCCA